GCCCCGCCUCACCCUGGGCCGCUCAGUCUCCGCCAGCCUCCAGGUCCAUGUUACUUCCUGCUGCCUCUGCCCCGGGGAUCGAUAGGCGUGGGGUGUCCCCGGUCCGAGGAGAAGAACAACCCCCAUUCGUGUGAGGUCAUGGGGCUCCGCUCCCCCCAAUAACUUCUUAUCCCGGUCCCCACUCCCCUAUUGAUGAUGAUUUAUUGUCAGUGCUGAGCCCCCAAUACUGUGCCCCCCCCCCAUCCCCCUCCAUCUAUAGAUCACAGCCGGGACUUUUCUCUAUUCUUCAUCUCUUCCAUUGAUGGGAUCCCCCCAUUGAUCCGGAUUUGGGGUGCCCCCCCCAGGUUGAUGUGGUCCCCCCAGGUUUGGGGUGGCGUAUCAGUGAUGCUGAGGUUGUGAAUGAGCCCCGGAGACCAUGGAGCUGGAGAAUAUCGUCGCCAACACCGUCCUACUAAAAGCCAGAGAAGGCGGAGGUGGCAAGAGGAAAGGGAGGAGUAAAAAAUGGAAGGAAAUCCUAAAAUUUCCACAUAUCAGCCAGUGUGAAGAGCUGCGAAAGCAAGUGGAAAGGGACUACACCAGCCUCUGUGAGAAGCAGCCAAUCGGACGACUUCUCUUCCGUCAAUUCUGUGAAACAAGGGCACACCUUCUCAGAUGCAUCCACUUUCUUGAUUCGGCGGAAAACUAUGAAGUGUCCCCGGAUGAGAAUAGGCAAGAGACGGGAGAGGCGAUCAUUAAAAGGUUUUUUAACUCCAAGUCUCCAGAUUAUGUGCCGGAGAUUCCUGAUACACAGAUGGAAGAAUGUAUAUUGAACUUUGAAAAGAAUCCCUACAAGGAAGUUUUCUGCAGUUGUAUUAGCCUCCUCCAUGAAUUCCUGCGGGGAUCCCCCUUCAGGGAGUACCAGGAAAGCUUAUACUUUGAUCGCUUCUUACAGUGGAAAUCCCUUGAAAGGCUAGCGGUUACUAAGGACACUUUCCGGCAGUACAGGGUGCUAGGAAAAGGAGGAUUUGGGGAGGUGUGUGCCUGCCAGGUCCGUGCCACUGGCAAAAUGUAUGCAUGUAAGAAGCUGGAGAAGAAAAGGAUCAAGAAAAGAAAAGGGGAAUCGAUGGCUUUAAAUGAGAAACAGAUCCUGGAAAAAGUCAACAGCCGUUUUGUGGUGAGUUUGGCGUAUGCAUAUGAAACAAAAGAUGCUCUGUGUCUGGUUCUCACCAUCAUGAACGGCGGAGACCUCAAGUUUCACAUAUACAGCAUGGGCAAUCCCGGAUUUGAGGAGGAGCGAGUAUAUUUCUAUGCUGCUGAGAUCUGCUGUGGGCUGGACCACCUUCACCAGGAGGGCAUAGUGUACAGAGACCUGAAGCCAGAAAAUAUGCUCUUAGAUGAUGAUGGUCACAUACGAAUCUCAGACUUGGGCCUGGCCAUCAAAAUUCCAGACGGAGAAAGUAUUAGAGGAAGAGUAGGGACAGUUGGAUAUAUGGCUCCAGAAGUCAUUAAAAAUGAACGAUAUACAUUUAGCCCAGACUGGUGGGGGCUGGGCUGCCUCAUUUAUGAGAUGAUCGAGGGACAGUCACCAUUCCGCGCAUGGAAGGAGCGGGUGAAAAGGGAAGAAGUGGAGAAACGUGUUCAGGAGGAACAAGAGUCCUAUUCUGAGAAGUUCUCAGAAGAUGCAAAAUCCAUUUGUAAGAUGCUAUUAGCCAAAGACCCAAAGCAGAGGCUGGGGUGCAAUGAACAUGGUGCCAGUCAGGUGAAGCAGCAUCCGUUUCUCAGGAACAUGAACUUUAAGAGGCUGGAGGCCGGAAUUAUGAAGCCGUCUUUUGUGCCAGAUCCCCGGGCGGUGUAUUGUAAGGACGUGCUGGACAUUGAGCAGUUUUCGACGGUUAAAGGUGUAAAUUUGGACAAAACAGACAAUGAUUUCUACGUUAAAUUUGCAACUGGAUGUGUAUCAAUCCCCUGGCAGAAUGAGAUGAUUGAGACAGAAUGUUUCAAGGACCUCAACCUCUUCGGACCAAAUGGAACUCGCUCUCCAGAUUUAGAUUGGAGACAACUUCCCGAACCGCCAAAACGUAGCUUGCUCCAAAGGAUCUUCAGAAGACAACCGGCUGAUUACGGGAUCACGUCAAACGACGACUCCCACUCCACCGCCAACACCACAAACCACCACUUCCAAAGCAGGACGGCAACAGCCAAUGCAUCGUCUUGACGGAAUAUUUUGUAAUCGGCCCCCAAGCUGGCCUUCACUUUUACCAUAAACCGUCCCAAGAACCCUCCUCCGUCCCUCCCGUUCUCUCAGGUCUAGCCUUGAACUCUGUGCAAACUUUUUACAGGAAAAAUAUAAAUAUAUAUAUAAAUAUAUUUUAGGUCUUCAAGACCAAAAGGACUCAUGGGAAAUUUAUAGAACUGCCGGGAGACGACUUCCAGCGGUGAUGAGAUUUCAAAAAUUAUGUUUAUUUUUUCUUUUUUUUUUUCUUUUAAACUGUAAGCAGAUCGCUGCUGGAAAAUGUUUUAUGCUAAGCUCAUGGAAAUAUACAAGCUGUGUUU
Rana temporaria (common frog) is the source of this 2532-nucleotide messenger RNA. Its product is annotated as G protein-coupled receptor kinase 5-like. The record is from RefSeq and is a predicted model, not a curated record. Gene Ontology annotation, cellular component: cytoplasm. Gene Ontology annotation, biological process: regulation of signal transduction; protein phosphorylation; signal transduction. The coding region runs from base 416 to 2194 and encodes 592 amino acids. Gene Ontology annotation, molecular function: ATP binding; G protein-coupled receptor kinase activity. NCBI's taxonomy places the organism in Eukaryota, Metazoa, Chordata, Amphibia, Anura, Ranidae. The transcript is spliced from 16 exons.